Schistosoma margrebowiei is the source of this 2549-nucleotide messenger RNA. Lineage: Eukaryota; Metazoa; Platyhelminthes; Trematoda; Strigeidida; Schistosomatidae. The record is from the annotation of a GenBank genome assembly.
AUUUCACUGCUCAAGGGCGUUGUGCAUUAAGGUCUUAACUUUCAACUCUAUUCCCGACUCUUCCUAGUCCCCUGAUUCAUUUACAGUGAUCUCUAGUGAAUGUCUUUGUCCGAUGCCCUCGUAAUGUAUAUGACAGUUUCUUCAUCGGUGUAGAUGAACCGUUGACUUUCCCUUCUUGAAGACGACAUGAGAUGUUUGUGACUACCAGUCCCACACUACGUGGGACGCUUGAAAUAUAUUGUUAGCCGAGUUUUAAGGGAUAUGAAAGAUGCGCAUGGCACUGAAAAUUUUGAGUUCAUGGGGCUAUCAACCUGCUGUAUGGUAUGGUGGAUGUGAUAGCCUUGAUAGUGUAGGUUCGACAUCUCUGUAGACUCCUAUAAGCUGGGGUUUAAAUUCGUAUCCAUUAAUAACUACUUCAUGUUGACGAUAUCUGCAUUGGUCCCGACGCUUGCUUCGAGAACUAUUUAAUUUAGUGUACGGUAUACGUAGCCCAAUAUUCCUGUUCACUAAUGACAUGCUUCUGACACAAUACAGAUCCUCAAUUACUCGAAGAUUUUUGUAAUGUGAUCAUUGGGUAUCAUAAGUAGGUUUGUCAACAUAUUUUCUUUUUAGCCUGAAGCUUGAGUCUCCCUCCAGCUUAAUAUUCCUACAUUAAAAAUAUUUAGCCGUUUAUGUUGCAAUUUCUAGUGAUGUUAGCAUGGGUGAUUAUAAACUUGGGUGUUGCUGAACUUGCACUCCACAUUUUGCUUCGUGUUUUACCCUUCACAUUCCGCAAGCGUAAAUAAAUUUUCACAGUAAAUUUAUGGAGAGUCUAUUGCUUCUUAUAUCAACUCUCUAAAUAUAAUAGAAUUACGAUUUCGAUUCGUUUUAUCCUCCCUGUGUUUCCAGCGAAUCAGCUUCUCCAAUGCUAUGGAAGACCCGAUAAGUUGUUGGCUGGAUGGUGUUCCGUUUUAAAAAUCCCAUAUCCUACUCCAGAAAGCGAAUUUCGCCAAAUCAUCUAUAGGGAUCUCUGAGAUGUCCUUAUUUAAAUCGACCACAAUAUGUAGGAGUUGUCAAUUCAUGUUACGAGAAUCGAAUUCUCCCCAAUGUCUUUUCAACAGACUUAGUUAUCGUGUUAGACCAGUUCACUGGGAGAGAAAAAUCCCUGAUUGCCGAUAUAUCAGAACCUUAUUCAUGCAGGCGAUAAAAAACAUUUAGACUAGUUUGGGAUUUAAACCAGACAAUCAAUGUUAAAGAUAACUUGGGACAACACAAGUAGGUGACAAUUUUAUCCAACUGUUAUAUGCGUUGUACUCAAUGUAUAAGUUAACUCAAUGGAUAUUAGCAGAGACGUUAAUGAUUGAGAUGAAUAAUAUAAUUUCGCAUAAAUAUAGACAUUUAUUUCCUGGAUUUAUUUGUCACUAUUAUUCUGUGGUUGCUACAUCGAUAAAUGCAGGUAUGAGGGUUAGUAUAACCAUUUUACUGGAGCUUAAAGAGUGUUCAAAGCGUUUUACUUAUUGAUUUGUGCUUUGAUGAUUUCAAAUGUAUGGGGGUGGUUAUCACUUCCUGGUUUCCACAUGUUCGAAGAUUUCUUAUAGAUUGACUUAUAAGUCUUAUGAUGUAAUGUAAGAUUUGGCUUUUAUUUCUUUAGUGCGUAACCACAUAUCUCGUUGGAUUACUGUUUGACCUCCGUCACAGUUUAUGUUUUCUUGCGCUAUUUUUGUAUAUUUCCUCGUAUGCUUGUUCUUUUUGGUUUCAUUGUUCUGUUGUUUCAGUUUCUCAGCCUAUCUUUCUAAUGCUUUUCAAAUUUUAUAAGCCUGGAUAUCGUCUCAUUUCACCUCACCGUUCAAUUUAAUGGUUUUUGAUGCGAGAAUAGACGACGACAAAGUCGAGUCUGAUGUUCCGGGUAUUAUAUAUCUCUCAACUAUACCGAAUGGGAUGAACGUUAGCAUGAUUUCGGACAUUAUGCAACAGUUUGGUAAAAUUGGCAGAGUUUACUUGGUACCAAAAAAGAAAAAAGUAGGAAAAUACCGUCAAUAUGAAGAAGGUUGGGUUGAGUUUCUGAACAACAAAAUAGCUAGGCGUGUUGCCAAGCGGCUUAAUUGUACAGAAGUUCUUGGAUCAAAGCGUAAUCCGUGGUUUGGUGAACUGUGGAACAUUAGAUUUUUGAAAGAUACUUCAUGGAACGACCUUUUUGGCGCUGAACGCGAAGAAGAAGAACAAAGACGUACAGCUCAUGAUCGUGAUAUAGUGGUCGCAAAGCAUCAAGCUCGCCAAUUUUCUGCAGCUCUGGAUGCAAAGAAACUAGAGAAAAAGAUGAAGCAAGUUAAAGGGAAAAGAUUUACUGAAAGAAAACCAGUCCGAUUGAAUCGACGUCAAAAGCUUACAGAAGAUGAAAUCAAAGAAAAACUUGCUCAUUCUAGUCGUACACCGCCUGAAGGAUGUCUUGGCUUCUCAGCUGUUUCGAAUCCUGAAUUUAUGGGCAGUCUUUUUGCCGGUGGUCUGUAACCUUUUUUACUGAUUUAUUGUAUAUGAGAUGUUUAUAUAGUUUAAAUAAAUUUUUUCUGACG